This is a messenger RNA of Emys orbicularis (European pond turtle), 2379 nucleotides long. RefSeq names its product metabolism of cobalamin associated B (gene MMAB). The record is from RefSeq and is a predicted model, not a curated record. Gene Ontology annotation, molecular function: corrinoid adenosyltransferase activity. The coding region runs from base 1 to 624 and encodes 207 amino acids. The transcript is spliced from 9 exons. NCBI's taxonomy places the organism in Eukaryota, Metazoa, Chordata, Testudines, Emydidae.
AUGGGGGCAUUUCAUUUUGUGUCUAGCCUGGAAAUCAAACCCAAGACAACCCACGUUCCAAAGAUUUACACAAAAACAGGAGACAAAGGGUUUUCCAGCACAUACACUGGGGAGAGGCGAUCUAAAGAUGAUCAGGUCUUUGAAGCUUUGGGAACAACAGAUGAACUGAGUUCUGCUAUUGGGGUUGCUAGUGAAUUAAGCCAGGAAAGUGGCCACACAUUUGUCGAACAACUUCACAAAGUCCAGUGUAUGCUGCAGGACAUGGGCUCCAACAUUGCAACUCCUCUCUCCUCAGCCAGGGAGGCUCACUUAAAACGGACAUCAUUUAGUGAAAAGCCAGUGCUGGAGCUGGAGCAGUGGAUUGAUAAAUAUUCAGACCAACUUCCACCUCUCACUGCUUUCAUUUUGCCUUCUGGAGGUAAAAGUAGUGCUGCUCUUCAUUUCUCCAGAGCGGUCUGCCGAAGAGCAGAGAGGUGUGUUGUUCCUUUAGUACAAGGAGGAGAGGCAGAUGCAAACGUGGCCAAAUACUUGAACAGACUUAGUGAUUUUCUCUUCAUUUUGGCACGUUAUGCUGCAAUGAAGGAAGGGAAGGAAGAGAAAAUAUAUACAAAAUGUGAACCAUAAAUUGGAGAUGGGACUAUACUUUCUAGAUCAUGAAAAGCUAAAUCCAGCCCAGUUUUCGUUCUGCAGGCAAGGUGGAGAGGAGAGAAUGAGCAUGAAUUCAAAAUGUGAAUUGCCACCAAUUCCCCACAAUAAAAUCAUUCAGGAACUUGUUUAUAACACUGUAGAAAACAUGCAGCCCUUCUGUAAAACUCACCACCUUUGAGCUAGUGUCCAGAUCAAAGUGUCAGAUUCUGAAUUGUUUUCAAAACUGCUUCACAUUGUGUUUGACUCAGGCUGGGGUGUGAGCUAGGAGGCUUCAAAAGCUUCAGAAAAACAAUACCAUCUUUACAAACACAGUUUAAUGCUCAGAGCGGUGGCAGCUGUGAUUGAAAGCGCUCUGAUGAAAGGAAGAGAGAAAAAGCAUUUAGCUGCUUGUAAAGGUUUAGAGUACUUAACACAACCAGGAAGUGUGCACAGAUUAAGGAGCCCAAUCCCGAAGCUCUGAAAAAUAAAUUUGAUUUAUUUACACCAAAGGGCUUUAAACUGUCUCACUUUACUACCAAACCCUGCCUGCUUUUCCCUUUUAAGUUGCCUUCAAUCCAUCAGUUCUGGCUGGAGCUGGAGGAAGCACUUUGUAGAUUUACAGGAAAGUGCUAAGAACUGUCUGGGCACUCUUUGCCUGCCCUAAUACAUCUGUGACGAAUCACUUGCUUCUGACAACUCCAGUACAUCCACAAUCAUGAAUGGGUUUGGGCAAAGAAAAGGGAUUAAACAGAACUAAGUUUGAAGACUAGCUUUGUAGUCAGGCUGAGUCUUACCUUACCAAAGAUGGCAGGAUGACAUCCAACAACAGACAGCUUAUUCCCAACUAAGGCCCCACUCCCACAAACAUAUGUGCACAUACUUAACUUCCUACCAUGAGCAGCCCCACUGAUUCCAGUGGGGCUGUUCACAGUAGUAAAGUUAAGCACAUGCUAAGUAUUUUCAGGACGGAGACCUAAAAGCUUUGGUAGUGUGAACUAAAGAGCACACUGCUUACACAUAAAGGCAGUAGUUCCUUGGAAAAGGAGCCUGCUCAGGGUAUUUAAAUAGAUUUUUUUUACCUCUCAUCUGAAAGACGUAUCCUAGUCUGCUAUGGCAUUUUUAACUGACCAUUCCUUUACCUGGAAACAUUCUCAAAGACUGUCGCAUAAUUUCCCUUUUACCUGAGUUUGGUGAGAUGUUUAAAAAUGAAAUGAGAAAAGGAAUCACCUAAGCCCCUGAUAAAAAAGCCUGAAGCAUCUUCGGGUGAACUAAAGAAGCUGGCUAACUGAAAUGCCAGGUUCUCAGAAUAGCUGUGUCAGAAAUCUUUUCCAGCUGGGAUGGUGCCUUGAAGAUUAGGAAAACAGCCUGUUGACCGAACACAGCACAAUACAGCUAAUUAAUGGGUAAACACCUUGAUAAACAUGUUUUAUGAAACUGGGUGUCCAUUCAGGGUUAUACAUGCAAUUCCAACCCUCCUACUGCAUGGAUAUGAUUUGGAAGAGCAUUUCUUGAAAGGCGCAAACAUCCAAGGUUGAUACCAAGUUACAAACAAACAAAAGACUUCAAAACUCUACAUCCAUAAAGAAAACAUCUACUCUCUGUAGGAUGAUUGUGCUAUACAAAAAGCUCAAGGAACUGAAUAGUUAUAAUUGCCCCAGCUCUGUGGGAGGGGAUUUGUCCUUAAGUCAGACCACUUUUACAGUUCAGUAUUUAAUUGGAAACAACCUUAAACUGUUUAAAAAAAAAAAAAAA